UGCGCAUACUCCAGCCUGUUCCAGUUAGCUACAGUGCCUUUCGGAGUCAGGCAGUAUUGUUGUUGUUAUUGUAUUGUCUGCAGUUGUGUACUGUACGGAGCUUUUAUAAUUACAAUGUCGUCUGGCGGUUGGGAAUUGGUCGGCAAGAAGAAAGACAGGACGAACGGCAAGGUGAAUAAGCUCACAAAGGCUGAGAGGAAGAAAUUCAUUGAGAACGCGCCGAAACUCGAGGAUUUCUUGCCACUGAGUCAAGUAAAGACGCUGUAUGAUAAUCUAGAUGGUAACAAGGAGACCAAGAAAUCUCCUAAAGCAAAGGAACAUAAAAUGAAAGAGAAUGAAGAAAAGAAGAAGCAGCAGCAGCAGAAGCAACAGCAACAAGCUGAGAAGAAGAAGCAGGAGCCAAAGGAGAAACCACCGAAAAAUAUAAAGGAUGCAUUGAACGCAAUUGAUAUAAAAGAACUCAAUAAUGUACUGGCUACUGCACAAGCCAGAUAUCCUGAAGCUCCAUUGAUCUGGCUGAAAGACCUCGCAGCAUUCCUCAAUGUUAAAGUACCCAUUGACAAAGAAGACGCAAUUUUCUCAGGGAAGCCCAAGGAUUAUCCAUUGAGUUUAGUACCUAAGGCAAUCUCUUCUACAUUAGAACAUGUAGUAGAAAUGGCAGGCCAACAGUCCGCCCAGCAUUUCUAUGAGAUUACUCUCACCUCCAUGGCUACUGACAUGGUCAAGGGAAUCCCUGUGGUUGGUCACAAGAUAUUUUUGCAGCUAUUGGCACACAUAAAUCCUGAGAUGACCGCCGCAAACAUUCCUAAGCUAAUUACGAUAAGAAGCUCUUACGAAAAUAGGAAGAAUGUUGGCUUGUCCCUGCUAUGGGCUUGGUCCCAGGCUGGCAGGAAGAAUCUGGCGGUCGGCCUGAAGAUCUGGCACGAACUAAUGUCGCCGAUGCUGGACAUGAAGGGCUAUGCGAACUAUGUCGUGCAGAUCUUGAAUGAUUUAGUCUUCGGCCACGACAACGUCCGCGAUCUCAGUCUAGAUCUAUACCUGGACAUCAUUGCAGAGACUUACUCAAACAAGUUCAGCAACCAACCGGCCAAUUUAGCGGUAGAGAUCAGUACGAGCAUUGAUAAGUUGAGAUCGAUAGUAUUUAAAAGCAAGGACAUAAGUUACACGAAAUUGUUCGAAAUGUUGCUCGGAAAAGUAACGCCGAAGUCAUAUACGGACUACAGAUGUGAGAUAAUCAAGGCCCUCGCGGAUUGCCUUGUCACGGAACCUCGUUGCUUCGCCAUAUGGGGUUCCAUCUACCCCACGUACUUGUACCAAUCCAGUCUUCUCUUGCAAUAUAUUGAUGCGAAUUUACCUAGUCUGCAGCCGCAGCUCAGAACCAAGCAUUUCAAGGAAACCCUCGCGAUUUUCCAAAACAGUAACGAGAAAUGGAAGAAAGUUAAAGACGAAAACCUCGCAAACACAUGCAAGGUUACAUCUCAGGCACUAUUAAAGAAAAUGACUUCUUCCACACGUCGUGGCUUUCCCUGGGGAAUAGGUAGCCUGUCUCUCUUGCUACUUAUCAGUGCUGUCAUAAUAUAUGAUGUACAAAAACAUGGCUCUUUUGAAGCAUCCCAAAUUGGAAUAUUUGUGAAAACUAGUGGAAUCUCAAAGUAUGUAGAGAAGGCAUGGACUACAAUACAGUCGUAUUCAUCUGCGGGACACCAGACAAUUAAGAAUAGUUCAGAAUAUUAUAAAGCUGCAGUUGACUUGUGUGUGCCAUAUGUUAAAUUAGCUGGUGAUGUCUAUCUUGUAGUAAAGAAUAUUUCAAUUAAAAUUUAUAAUAAUGCUUUAGUAUAUAUCGAGAAGAAAACACCUAUGGUUUUGGAUACAAUUGAGCACUAUUUCCCAGGAAUUGUAGAUCAGAUUCAAUCCCGAAGUCUUCAGGCAUUAGAAUUUGUGAAAGUUUCUUUCGCUCUGAUUGGAGAGAAAGUCAUUGAACAUUCCAGUGCAGCAGUAGAAUGGUUGGGUAAAAACGUCUUCGUAGGUAAACUUAGCCCUGAGAAUCUCGGAGAUUACGCUGUAUGGACGAUGCGCACGACACUAUCAUAUGCGAGUGAAACGUACAACUGGGUGUAUGAAAAAGUACAGACUCUCUCUCCAUGUCAUAAAUAUUAAAUUCGUCAGUUGUUCUACGGCGAUUGCGGUAAUGAGACAGAAAUCUGCCUCUUCCUUCAUACGUCAGCAUUUAUUAUUUAUGACACCAGAGUCAAGGAGUUGCAUUAAACCUUUUGAAGAUCACGAAUGCGUCGGCCAUUUUACCUGUGAUAUUUAUUAAAAACAAAAAGAGAAAAAAGAAGGAAAGAGAUAUAUAUUGUCUUUUGGUCUGUGGUCUUGACAAAUUUCGUGAAUUUCUAAUAAAUACGAAUAAUCGUAGACAUUCUCUUUUAUUAAGAUACUUGUGACGUGGAAAUUAUUCAAGUAAUCCAGAUAAUACGUGUUAGUCUCUGUGUACGGCAGACUAAUAUAUUUUGUAUUUUCGUUUAUAAUGAAUUUUGAAAAUAGUGAUUAAUAUAUUCAAUGGCUGAGUUAUUAAUAAAAGUACCAUUUUUCGUAACAAAACUUGUAGAUACAAUAAAGAAGGAAUGACCGAAGGUGCAAACUUUUUAUAACGAUUAACGAAAUAGUUUAACAUCCGGUGAAAUGGGUCGUAGCAAUGACAACAGUGAUAUAUAUAUUCAUAGGAAUAGCAGAAUAAUAUUAAUAAAUAUAGCAAUAAUAAUAAUAAUAAUUAUGAUAAUGAGAUGACAGUAAUAAUAGCGACAAAAUACAAUAGAUGAACAUGAUUAUGACAAUGAUAAUAUUUUAACAAGAAUAUAUUAAAGUUUUACAUGGGAAGAGAUCUGUGGACAGUGACAGCCACCUCCAUAAAGCUACGUCUGUAAAAAUUAGUGUCAUCUUCUCUUGCGACAGAGAGAGCGGCGGUAUAUUUUUUUUGACAUUGGUUACGUUCAGCAAACACAGUGGUUGUCAACUUUCAAUCAAGAUCAUCUGUGAUUAGUAUGUACUUAUAGUCUGUUCUUUUUCAAAGAACUUCCUGAACUGGUACAUAGUACAAUAAGUUAGAAUGAAAUAAAAUAUAUUUGUCUCAUUCUAACUUACUGCACCAAGAAAUACAGCAUUCAAAAAAUUCUUUAGAAAAGAACAAACUGUUGAUUUCAAUAAGAUUUGCACUUUUUUUUUAGUGCAGUUUAUGCAAUUUUAAUGCAAUUAAUUCGAAACACAGCUGGUGGUCUAAUGAGAGAACUUGUUUUCGAUUUAUUCCCAGAAGUUAAAUUCUCUUAUUGAAUUAUUGAUUACGUUCGAAACUAUAUAAAUGGAAGUGUUCAAAUUAUAUUGAAACAACAUACAAUAUCGCAAAUGUAUAUACUUUAAAUCUACCAAUCACAACUCUCAAAGUUGAUCACUCAACCGCUAUUCGCUGAACGCAGCCAUUGACUGCCAGCAAUUUUGUAACGGUUGUCAACUUUUGAGUAAAAAUCCUGAUUGGUGUAUAUUUUUAAA
Messenger RNA from Harpegnathos saltator (Jerdon's jumping ant), 3543 nucleotides. It is a transcript of the gene Tmem214, whose product is annotated as Transmembrane protein 214. Gene Ontology annotation, cellular component: Golgi apparatus; endoplasmic reticulum. The transcript has 9 exons. The coding region runs from base 115 to 2157 and encodes 680 amino acids. Lineage: Eukaryota; Metazoa; Arthropoda; Insecta; Hymenoptera; Formicidae. The record is from RefSeq and is a predicted model, not a curated record.